AUGAUGGCAUCGCUAAGACUUGCCGCGCCGGCAUGGCGUCUCACAUUGGCACGCCGUGCUUUCUCUACCAGCGCGCUUGCAAGAAUAGCUGCUAAUGAAUCACAUGCGUAUACAGAGCAUGAAAAACCAGGGUACGGCAUCAAGACGUCGUUUUUGGAGCGCGCUUUCCUUGGCCUCGGCAGCUCGUUGGGCUUGCUCGCUCGCCCCAGCCGCGGAGAUUUGCUCACGGUGCUUACCCAAGUUUCUUCAUUUUCUGCAAUUGAUCGGCUUAUUGGGCAAAUGCAGUCUACACAUGAGGGACGGUGUUUGAUGAUCACCAGACCUUCAAUCAACUCAAGCACCAUUGAUCUCGACGCACUGUGGCGCUUGGAUGAUGGGACAUUUGGCAAGGAAUGGGUACGCUGGCUGCAUGCAAAUCAUAUUGGACCAGACGGACGGUGCGAUGCGCGGUUUAUGCCCACGAUCGAGUCGCGGUACGCAAUCCAGCGAUAUCGCGAGACCCACGAUUUCUACCAUGUCCUGCUCGGAAUGCCCACCUCUACGCUUGGCGAGACCGUGGUAAAGUACUUUGAAAUGGCGCAUAUGCAUCUCCCUGUUGCCGCACUUUCAGUUGUGGGCGGCAGCGUGCGUGUGCUGAACGACGACUUGACCAAAAAGGACGCGUCGCACGCUGCUGCGCAGCUUCGACUGCUUGCGCCGUGGGCUUGGCGUCUUGGCAAGAAUGUGCGUGUGCCACUGAUCACUGUUGCAUGGGAGCAGCGCUGGGCGCAGCCACUUGCCGAAAUGCGGGAAGAGUUUGGGCUGCAUGUGCCGGCACCGGUGGAGCUCGACGCGACGCAACGGCCACGCAGCAGCGUCAAGACGCAAACACAGGUUGCGGGCCGCCGCUUUUACGGCUGGCCCAGCAAGAUAUGGGAGCGGCAUGGGCAGAAAGACGCCCGACACAAGUAG
Malassezia vespertilionis is the source of this 951-nucleotide messenger RNA. RefSeq names its product Ubiquinone biosynthesis protein (gene COQ4). Gene Ontology annotation, biological process: ubiquinone biosynthetic process. The record is from RefSeq and is a predicted model, not a curated record. Gene Ontology annotation, cellular component: mitochondrion; mitochondrial inner membrane. The coding region runs from base 1 to 951 and encodes 316 amino acids. NCBI's taxonomy places the organism in Eukaryota, Fungi, Basidiomycota, Malasseziomycetes, Malasseziales, Malasseziaceae. The transcript has a single exon.